AUGACAAAACUCACUCCCCUCGUUGUGGGUUUCCUCAUCACCCUCGCCUACUCUACGCCCCUUGAUGCCCGAACUGGUGGCAGCGAUGACGGACCUGGCUGCGAACCGAAGCCGCCACGCGAUGGCAAGUGCUGGGAGGACAUUCUCGGCCUGGAUUGGACGGUUCACGGUUUUGACUACCAUGCCUCAUACACCUUCACCAACCCCGCGCACCAGAACUCGUGGGGAUAUGUCAACUUCAACUUGACCAACACCGUUGUCUCCUACACGGCCGUCUGUGCCGCCUCUAGCAGCCAGCUCUCCGACUUUUUCUACGGGACCGUCGAAUACUCCUGCAGUCUGCCCGCCAGUGCCCCCGCCGGCGCCUCUGUGAGGUUCCGCUUUAGCCGCCCAUCUGGGCAACUCGAUAUCACCGAGUCCAUUAUAUGCAGCGAGGAGAAGGCAACAGGAACAUUUGUGGUGACGGGCUUAAGUGAUCUCGAUCUGACGUGCACCGACACGACCACCGUGACCCCGGACUGGAAGCCGGGGCAGAUAUAUAGCCAGCGCCUCAUUACAUGCGCACCUGUUGACGUAACCUUUCAGCCUUCCCAGGUUGUUGGGUGA
This is a messenger RNA of Chaetomium fimeti, 606 nucleotides long. RefSeq lists its product as uncharacterized. The coding region runs from base 1 to 606 and encodes 201 amino acids. The record is from RefSeq and is a predicted model, not a curated record. The transcript has 2 exons. NCBI's taxonomy places the organism in Eukaryota, Fungi, Ascomycota, Sordariomycetes, Sordariales, Chaetomiaceae.